Chlorella variabilis is the source of this 1050-nucleotide messenger RNA. RefSeq lists its product as hypothetical. Bases 1 to 1050 code for a protein of 349 amino acids. Gene Ontology annotation, biological process: carbohydrate metabolic process. NCBI's taxonomy places the organism in Eukaryota, Viridiplantae, Chlorophyta, Trebouxiophyceae, Chlorellales, Chlorellaceae. The record is from RefSeq and is a predicted model, not a curated record. The transcript has 11 exons.
AUGGCAGCGGUGGCGGCAGUGGUGGCCGCGGCAAUGGUGGCCGCCGCCGCCCCCGAGCCGCCACACAUCCACGGCUUCUCUCUGGCCGAUGUGCAGCUGGCAAGGGGCAGCGAGUACGCCCGCAACUUUGAGCAGAACAGCGAGUACCUGCUGGCGCUGGAGCCAGACCGCCUGCUGUACAACUUCAGGAAGACGGCCGGCCUGCCCGCCCCUGGCGCCUCGUACGGCGGGUGGGAGUGGUCGGGGGUGGAGAUCAGGGGGCACUUUGUGGGGCACUACCUGUCUGCCCUCGCCCUGGCCACCCUCCACUCAGGGCGCCCCGAGCUGCGGGAGCGCUGCGGUGUGAUGGUAUCUGAGCUAAAGAAAGUGCAGGAUGCUGCGGGCACUGGCUACCUGUCCGCCUUCCCCGAGAGCCACUUUGACCGGCUGGAGGCGUUGCAGCCGGUUCACAAGAUCCUGGCAGGCCUGCUGGACCAGCACCGCCUGGUGGGCACAGCGGGCGCUCUGGGCGCGGCGCGGCGCAUGGCAUCCCACUUCUGCGCCAGGGUGCGCGCCGUGGUGGCCGCCAACGGCACCGACCACUGGCACCGCGUGCUGGAAGUAGAGUUUGGCGGCAUGAACGAAGCAUUGUACAACCUCUACGCCAUCACCAAGAGCCCAGAGCACGCAGAGUGCGCCCACUUCUUCGACAAGCCCGCCUUCUUCCGCCCGCUGGCGGAGGGGCGCGACCCGCUGCCCGGCCUGCACGCUAACACGCACAUGGCGCAGGUGCCUGGCUUCACGGCGCGGUAUGAGCUGCUGGGGGAUGGCGAGGCGCAGGUGGCGGCGGCCACCUUCUUUGGCACCCUGCUGCAGCACCCUCGGGACUGCGAGCGAUGCGAGCGCCCCAAGUCGGUCUGCCUGUGCUCCUGCCUGCCUGACGAGCCGCUGGCGCUGGCUGGCAGGGUCACCGUGCUGCAGCACCCAUUUGAGCAGAAGAAGCGGCUGGCCACGGGGCCGGUGCUGCAAAAGUGGCGGCGGCGGCCUCAAGUGGUCUAUUUAAUGUCGUAG